UUUUUUUUCUUGGCUUGUGAUUGGUCGUUUUUUUUUUCCCCUCCCGCUCCCGGACACCAGAAACCGAGCCGCCUAACGGAAGCGACGACGGCUUCAUAUUUCCAUGAGAAAAUAGUGACGUUCGAGAGCGAGACGGUGAAAUUGUCUCAGCCCCCAGCCAAGAUGAUCCAUAGCCUGUUCCUGGUCAACUCUUCAGGAGACAUCUUUCUGGAAAAGCACUGGAAGAGUGUGGUCAGCCGCUCCGUGUGCGACUACUUCUUUGAAGCCCAGGAGCGUGCCACGGAGCCAGAGAAUGUCCCGCCUGUGAUCCCCACCCCGCAUCACUACCUCAUCAAUGUCCUCCGACACCGCAUCUACUUUGUGGCUGUUAUCCAGAGUGAGGUGCCGCCACUCUUUGUCAUUGAGUUUCUGCACAGAGUCGUCGACACAUUCCAGGACUAUUUCGGUGUCUGCACAGAGGCUGCCAUUAAAGACAAUGUGGUUGUGGUCUAUGAACUAUUGGAGGAGAUGCUGGACAAUGGCUUCCCCCUGGCCACCGAGUCCAACAUCCUCAAAGAGCUUAUCAAGCCCCCCACCAUCCUCCGUACAAUGGUCAACACCAUCACAGGCAGCACCAACGUGGGUGAACAGCUCCCGACUGGUCAGCUGUCAGUGGUACCAUGGAGACGCACGGGAGUCAAGUACACCAACAAUGAAGCCUACUUUGACGUGGUGGAGGAGAUUGAUGCCAUUAUUGAUAAAUCCGGCUCUACCAUAACCGCAGAAAUCCAGGGAGUAAUCGAUGCCUGUGUCAAACUGACCGGCAUGCCGGACCUCACACUGUCAUUUAUGAAUCCUCGGCUGCUGGAUGAUGUCAGCUUCCACCCGUGUGUCCGAUUCAAGCGCUGGGAGGCUGAGCGGAUCCUCUCCUUCAUCCCUCCCGAUGGAAACUUCCGGCUACUCUCCUAUCACGUCAGCUCUCAGAACCUGGUGGCCAUUCCAGUGUACGUCAAGCACAACAUUACAUUCCGAGAAGGCAGUUCCCAGGGCCGAUUUGACUUGACCCUGGGUCCAAAGCAGACCAUGGGCAAGGCUGUGGAGUCUGUGCUAGUCAGCAGUCAACUCCCUCGCGGUGUCCUCAAUGCCAGUCUAAACCCCUCCCAAGGAACAUACACCUUUGACCCGGUCACUAAGUUAUUGACUUGGGAUGUAGGGAAGAUCAACCCCCAGAAGCUUCCCAGUCUCAAAGGCACCAUGAGUCUGCAGGCAGGCGCCUCCAAACCUGACGAGAACCCCACCAUCAACAUCCAACUAAAGAUCCAGCAAAUGGCCAUCUCAGGGCUGAAGGUGAAUCGUCUGGACAUGUACGGUGAGAAAUACAAACCUUUCAAAGGCAUCAAGUACAUGACCAAGGCCGGCAAGUUCCAGGUCCGAACAUGAAAACAACGUCGGUUCUGCUUGAAACGGACCAAAACUUCCCCGAGACUGAAGACUAUGUGUGAUGUUUACACACCUUUCACAAUGUAUCCCUAUGACCAUGGUCUAUAGAAAUAGUCAUCAAACACUUGAAUCCACUGUCCAUCGACACUAGUACGGCUUAUGUAGUCCUUCAAAAACAAAUAUUAUUGAUCUAUUUAGGCUGAUCCAAGCUGUCUGAGAAAUGAUGACCGGUGCUUAAGCACAAUGUUUUCCCUUAGCUUGUUAGGAAGUGUCAAUAUUUUGUUGUUUUUUUUCCUAUUUAUUGUUUCUUUCUCUCUUAUUUGGUGCUGUUUUUUUUUAGUUGUUUUUAAUCUUAAAAUGAGAAUGUGACAGCCGCCUUCAGUCAUACACUGAGCUAAUAUUUCAAUGUUGUGCUGUCACUGCAAUGAUCCGUUAUUACUAUUCUAGACACAUGCAACAUCCACCUGUACAACUUCUGCAUACUUGUUGAUGGCUGCAGCUCUAAAUUCAACAACAAAUAAAAAAAUGUAUAUAUUUUUCCCCCACA
Messenger RNA from Nerophis ophidion (straightnose pipefish), 1966 nucleotides. It is a transcript of the gene ap3m2, whose product is annotated as adaptor related protein complex 3 subunit mu 2. Gene Ontology annotation, cellular component: clathrin adaptor complex; cytoplasmic vesicle. NCBI's taxonomy places the organism in Eukaryota, Metazoa, Chordata, Actinopteri, Syngnathiformes, Syngnathidae. The coding region runs from base 163 to 1419 and encodes 418 amino acids. Gene Ontology annotation, biological process: endocytosis; intracellular protein transport. The transcript is spliced from 9 exons. The record is from RefSeq and is a predicted model, not a curated record.